CGCAUUUUCGCGUGUAUAGAGACGGAUCUGCAAGCUUUUAGCCAGCCACGAAUUGAUAUCACAGAGUUCAUUAUAAGAGGAAAUUCAGCCAAUCAUCUUCGAAAGCAUUUGGCACUCUUUCCACCGCAACAUGACAAAGAUGGCUCAGCGUCUUAAGAAGAAAGUUGUUGCUCUUGUUGCAUGCAUCCUGUUAACACUACCAGGGUUUGCAAAUACAUCAUCACAAUCUGCAAGCGACAUGUUAUCAAUGAAUCCUAUGACGCCAUCCCUAUUUGCAAGUCACAUGUCAUCAAUGAAUCCUAAGACGCCAUCACCAUCUGCAAGUGACAUGUCAUCUAUGAAUCCUAUGACGCCAUCCCCAUCUGCAAGUCACCUGUCAUCAAUGAAUCCUAAGACGCCAUCACCAUCUGCAAGUGACAUGUCAUCUAUGAAUCCUAUGAAGCCAUCCCCAUCUGCAAGUGGCAUGUCAUCAAUGACACAUAUGAUGCCAUCACAAUCUGCAAGUGAUAUGUCAUCAAUGAUGCAUAUGAUGCCAUCCCCAAUUGCAAGUGACGUGUUAUCAACGAUACAAAUGAUGCCAUCACAUAAUGCAAGUGACAUGACAUCAGUGGUGCAUACGAUGCCAUCCCUAUCGGUAAGUGACAUUUCAUCAAUGAUGCAUAUGAUGCCAUCCCCAUCUGCAAGUGACAUGUCAUCAAUGGUGCAAACGAUGCCAUCCUCGUCUGCAAGUGACACGUCAUCAAUGAUGCGUGUGAUGCCAUCACCAACUGCAAGUGACAUUUCAUCAAUGAUGCAUAUGUUGCCAUCCCCAUCUGCAAGUGACAUGUCGUCAAUGGUGCAUAUGAUGCCAUCCCCAUCUGCAAGUGACAUGUCAUCAAUGAAUCCUAUGACGCCAUCCCCAUCUGCUAGCGAAAUUGCCCCAACGGUGACUAGCAUUAUUCCAACGGUAGCACCUACGUGUCCUUCAGGAUUUACUGGAAGUGAUUGCUCCAUAGAUAUUAACGACUGUGAAAACAAAACCUGUUCAGGAAAUGGAAAGUGCCUUGAGAGAAUAAAUGGUUUUAUAUGUGAAUGUAACGAUAGUUACUUUGGAGAAAACUGUGAGGAAAAAUUCAGCGCCUGUAAUCCAAACCCAUGCGAAAACGAUGGAACUUGCACAGAAGAUGUUGAACCGUUCAAAUGCACAUGUACUUCAGCGUUUAAAGGGACAACCUGCCGAUCAG
Pocillopora verrucosa is the source of this 1223-nucleotide messenger RNA. The record is from RefSeq and is a predicted model, not a curated record. Lineage: Eukaryota; Metazoa; Cnidaria; Anthozoa; Scleractinia; Pocilloporidae.